Hermetia illucens (black soldier fly) is the source of this 1587-nucleotide messenger RNA. Its product is annotated as protein SMG9. The coding region runs from base 180 to 1508 and encodes 442 amino acids. Gene Ontology annotation, biological process: nuclear-transcribed mRNA catabolic process, nonsense-mediated decay. The transcript has 4 exons. The record is from RefSeq and is a predicted model, not a curated record. NCBI's taxonomy places the organism in Eukaryota, Metazoa, Arthropoda, Insecta, Diptera, Stratiomyidae.
AGCGUGAUGGCGAUAUAAAAAUAAAAGUGAAGUUUGCUGUAGUUGAAAUGUGGAUGGUAAACACUGAGUUAACAGUGCUUUGUACACCAACCCUUUGCGGAUGACAAUUCUGUUGAUGUGUACCGUUUGUUUAUGUUUUGUGCUUCUGAGCUGCGUUAAUCCGGGAGGGAACAAUCGGGAUGUCUGAGGGAAGAAAAAAUAAGAAAGGCGGUGGGAAGAAGAUUUUCUAUUAUCAACAGGAAAGUAAACGUACUGUGAUUCUAAGUAAAAGAGAAGGUACCAGUAAGGAUGAAAAGUCUUCUAAAAAAACUCAAGUGGAGGAGAAAAUUCAACCGAAAAUCCUCCUCAAAGUGAAGGAAAGAGAACCAACUCCAUCUGCGACUCCCAUUGUCAUAGCAACACGAGAAAGCCAUGACCCUCCAUCGUCACAAAGCCCUAGUACUAUCAGUAUCCAAAGUAAAGAAAGAGAGGCUGGACCCUCACCUGUAAACAUAACUAUUGAACAACCCGUGCAGCCGAUACCUCAGAUGAGUCGUUCUGUUCCUCUGAUCUCGAGUGCGCUUUAUCAAGUUAACCAAAACGCAGCUAAAUUCUUCAUGAAAACGAAUACUGACUUUUUCGUAGUGAGCGUAAUAGGAACGCAGGGUGUUGGCAAAUCAACAAUCCUAAAUCUUUUAACCUCCGACGACAAUCGCGAUGAUAUUUUCAAUCACUAUUUCAAGGAAAAGGAGGGCAUAUUUCCAGUCAAACCAAAGAACGGAUCAUUGUCGUCAUGCCCACGUACCGAAUCUAUUCAGAUGUUUAUCACAAAAGAUCGCAUGAUAUUGCUUGACUGUCCGCCAGUUCUAUGCAAUUCGUAUCGUAAAGAUGCAACGUUGAAUGAAUUGGAUGAUAUCAAACUUUUAAUAUUUAUUCUAACAGCAAGUCAUUUGGUGAUUGUCGUGCAAGAUGACUACUUCAAUUUGAACUUGAUACGUCUCCUGCAAUUCGCAGAACUGGCUAAGCCAAAUCCUGACAAUAAAUGCUUCAUUGCAGACUACUUCCCGAAUAUGCUGUUUGUAAGGAACAAUGGAAAACGUAUUGAUUUCCUGGCAGAGGAAAAAGUUAAAAAACAGGCAAUCUUGCGACAUUUUUUCAAACGAAGUCAUUUGAAAAUAUACGUUGGACAGUGGGAUAAACAGAAGAAAGGUCGGCAAGAAGGCGGAGAAAGGUGUGUGAAUUAUUUCGUUUUUCCCGAAGUUAAAAGUGACGCCCUAAAUGCUUACCACCCCAGCUUAGAACUCGUUAUAGCUGAUCUUCGAAACCGCGUCUACAUGUCGCCACGAAAUCAAAUGUAUAAUGGAAAUACUGAGCUAACCGAGGGGCUUUGGUUUGAACUGAUAUCCUCAACCGCUUCCAACAAGAGGAAUUUCUUUCUGUCAGCAUAUGAAGACAUUCGGAGGAGCCACAACCAUACUGGCGCCGAAUCAGGAUCGAAAGGUUCAAUGGGAUACGGAGAUGUUGAUUAAAUAAAAUAUCAUUUUUUUUUUAUUUUUAUUAUAUCAUUUACUUGAAAGGGAGGCAGUGAAAUAAAAACUUAUUAAAUUA